Molecule: messenger RNA, 8790 nt
Organism: Apis cerana (Asiatic honeybee)
Lineage: Eukaryota; Metazoa; Arthropoda; Insecta; Hymenoptera; Apidae
Gene: shg
Product: DE-cadherin
Biological process (GO): homophilic cell-cell adhesion; multicellular organism development; cell migration
Cellular component (GO): plasma membrane; catenin complex
Molecular function (GO): beta-catenin binding; cadherin binding; calcium ion binding
Source: RefSeq, a predicted model, not a curated record
UUCGAGUUUACCUAUAAAAUAAACCGUCUUCAUUCUUAUCUAUUUAUCCGUUAUUCGUAGUUCGGUCGAUUCGACCGUAUUUAUUAAUAGAUUACUCGGAUAUAGCUUUACCAUGUACACCGAAGCGCGCGUUGGUGAAAGAUAGACGGAUAACGAAACAGCGAGAGCAAUAUGGAUGCGUAAUAGAUCGAUUCGUGGAAGUUAGCUUCGGAGGUUGACUCACGCUUAGUAUACUCGCGUAGUAUACCUGCGGCGGGCCGAUGACGUCACCGACAUUCUUGUCGGUCUUGUCACGCGUACGAUCGUUAAGCUCUUGUACGAGUUCCUUCUCUGGCCUCUCUCGAGUACUAUGCAUACGGAUUCUCGAAUGCGCCUCGAUGCUCGCGCUGCUGCUCCAUCAUUCUCCGUCCGAACGAAUAAAGAAAAUGAACCUCUUCCCACCUGUCUUUCCUUCGCUCGACGUUUCCAUGCGAAACGAGGGGCAUAGAUUAUCGACUUUAAGCGACUUCUCAUCCCACGAAAUACGCGGCCCCUCCUCCCCGUUCGAAAGAAUCGAUUCGGAUAACGAAUGAAAUCGAGAUAGGGAUAAAGCGAUCCGAACGAAACUACUUUGGUUACAGAGAUAUCUGAACCAGACAUCUUUAUUUUUUAACGAGGGAUAAGAGAAAGUCGAAAAUCGAACGAGUUUCGCUUCAAAAAUUUAUCGAGAAUCGUCUCCGAAUUCGUCUGUUCGAAAAAAAGAAAGAAAGAAAAAAAACAGUCGAAGGUUAUGCAUCGAGUCGAUUCGGUAACGGAUAUCGAUCGUCAAACAGAGCCCUCGUAUCGCGUUAAAAUACUGCCUGAAAAAACAUUCGCUUCGCAUCACGUCAACGUCACCGACGCUUUUCCAUCGUUUAUCGGGGCUUAAUCGCGUUAGCGUCGAACGAUCAAGAUCGAACGAUCGAUAGUAAUACAUCGGGAGUAAAGGAAAAUCGUGAGCGGAUGUGUUUGGCGCGCGGUUGUGGCGUGCAUCAAGUUCGACAGGAUUCGAGCGAUGAAAAUGAAAAGUCGAGGGAGGUGUGCAUCGCUCGAGUAUCCUAUCCUCGCGACUCCUACAAGGGGAGUUGUUACGCUUAAUUGUCCCUUGGUCCCUCGCCGCAACGUGAGAACGAAGUACACAAAGGGCUCGGGGCAUUUGUUCGUGAGAAACGCAUCGUUCGAUGCAUCGCUUUUGUUGGCUUCGAGCCGUGUACUGCUUCGAGCCAUCCUCCUCAUUCGUGACCUCGUUAAUAUCGCCGUAGAGAUUAUAUUAUAUCCAAUUCUCAAACUUGUAAUCGAAAAGAGUACAUCCUCUCAUCGAUUCCUUUUCUGAUUUUAAGAGAUUUUAAGGAAAGGAAAGGAAAAUCGAAGAGAAGUCGCAAAAAAAUCCGGUUAAAAUUCGCAGGUUGAAAAAAAACUCUUUCGUAUUUUUCUUCUCAUUAUAAAUCGUAAGAAAAAUCGAGAUACAUGAAUGAAACGCAGAGAAGAUAUACGAGGGGGGAGGAGGUAGCAGAGCAGGGUAACGAGGUAAAGUAAUGGAGAUUGGUGUGGACCGUGAGUUCGAGCAAAAGGGGUUGGCCGUUUCUCCCGUGUCUAGUAGCUGUCGCGCUCGCGCUAUCUAAGACGCGACGGAAACCGCGACUGCUCUCGCUAGCCAACGUUGGCUGCCGACUCAUUAACCUAAGUAGCUAGCGGAGAAGAGGAGGGAGUGGAGGAGGUAGCGAGCAACAGUCAGCUCCACUGUUCGAAGAACAUGGGUGGACGUGGAGCUGACGCGAUCACCGGAAACCAGGGCCUAGGCCAUUGUGAAUCGCGAGCCAACGCGACCAGAUUGAGGCAUUCGAGACACCUGGAUUUAAGAUCUCAAUUCUCCAACGACGAAGAAUUUGCGAUGCAGCAAGAUGAAAAUCACAAUCACAAGCCUGUGUUCUCGAAUUGUUCGAAUUACGCGCCAGUGGUGAAGGAGGAGGAACCGGUGGGCACAGUUGUGAUCCAAGUACACGCCAAGGACAGGGACAAUCCGGACAACGGAGGUACCAUUACUUACAGUUUCGUGACUGCGCCGGGCGAGAAGCUGAAAUUCGAGAUCAACAAUAGAACCGGGUUGAUCAGGACGACGCAGGUGUUGGAUAGGGAUGAACCAGCUCGUGAAAAGGAGGCCUACCUGACCGUCCUCGCGACCGACAAUGGAAGACCGCAGCUCGACGAUGUGUGCACGUUCAAAGUCACCAUCGAGGACGUCAACGACAAUUCCCCUGUUUUUGACAAAGUGGCGUACACCGAAUCAGUGCCGCAAGACUUGCCUCUUAGCCGAGAGGUUAUGAGAGUAUCCGCCACGGACAUCGACGAUGGGAACAACUCCGUCGUAUAUUACAGCCUGUCGCCUAAGAAGCCCGAGGACGGUGUAUACUUUCGAAUAGAUCGCAACACGGGUGUGAUAUUUCUCAACAAAACCAUCGACAAAGUUCCGGAUUACAAGUUCAGCAUGACCGCGACAGCCCAGGAUCAGGGAGAGAAUCCAAAGUCGAACGUGAUUGAUCUGGAUAUACGAGUGGUCGAGUCCCACAAGAAAGCACCUGUGUUUCUGCCGAGACCUGCCGAGCCGAUCCGAUUGCAGGAAAAUUUCAGCGACUUCGAUGCGAGUAUCGUGCAAUUAAAAGCUGUAUUGAACAGCGGCGAUAAACUUCUGUUCGAGCUGGUCCCGGGUACAACGGAGCAAACCAAUAAAGGGAAUACCUUCAGGUUGGAAUCGAACAAGGACGUAGCCGACAUAAAGCUCUCUCAACACCUCGACUACGAGAGCAACACGCAGUACACGUUGAUCGUGCGCGUGCAGAAUAAAUAUCAAUUGGCCGCCGAGACAACGGUCGUCAUAGAAGUGUUAGACGUCAACGACAAUAUACCGGUCUUUCGUGAGAUGAAGAAGGGCAGCGUGCUCGAGAACGAACCGCCAGGAGUUCCUGUGAUGCAAGUGCGCGCCAUAGACGCCGACGGGACUUCGGCUCACAAUCAGGUUACGUACGAGUUGGACAACUUCAGAGAUCUUUUCGCCAUCGACAAAUACACCGGCAACAUUACCACGUUGACCACGUUUGACAGAGAAGACGAGGAUACGUAUAACGUGAAGGUUAUCGCGGUGGACAACUCCCCCAGCGCCCUUUUCAAGACGGGGGAGCACAACAAGGGCCAGCAAGUGUUCAGGAUCGAGAUCGCGGACAAAAACGACAAUGCCCCUCACUUCACGCAAGCUGUAUACACCGCGAAUUCGAUCCUCGAGAAUGCGAACAUAAACGAGGCUGUUACAGAGGUGAAGGCUCUCGACUCCGACACUGCCAGUCCAGUAACGUACAGUAUUAUAUUCGGUAACACCGACGAUAGUUUUUAUAUCGAAGACACAACUGGUAAGAUUCGCGUGAAGAAACCUUUGGAUUACGAGAAAAUCACGGAAUACAACUUAACCGUCAGAGCGUUCGACGGGUUGUACAAUGACACUGCGCAGGUAAAGAUUUUCAUAGAGAACGUGAACGAUAAUCCGCCAGUUUUCGAAGACUUUAACAAGAAUCCUACUAUAGAGGAGGAAAAAUUGGUCGAAGGUUGUAUCACCACUGUGGUCGCUUACGAUCCCGACAUCACGGACAGAAAUGCCGAUCAGCACAUUGCUUACGCUAUUGUAAAAGAGGACCAGCAACCUCUGAUCGGUAUUGAUAAAUCUGGGUGUAUAACGUUGAAGAAACCCCUCGAUCGCGACCCGCCCUUAGGAUAUCCUAUGUGGACGGUGAUCGUAAUGGCUCGAGACGAGGAUGGAUCUCCGACUGCGUUACGAGAACUGGUAAUGGUGAACAUCACACUGAUCGAUAUAAACGACAACGCACCGUUCCUCGAUAUGCCAUACCCGGUGGUUUGGGACGAGAACAAGCCCCCCGGAAAGAUAACGGAACUGAAAGCUCGGGAUUGGGACUCAGAAGAGAACGGCCCGCCAUUUCACUUCCAAAUAGACAAGAAUACCGCCGACGACGAGAUCCAGGCGAAAUUCGCUAUUCGAGAUGCCGACCUGUUUGCACGGGUCGAGUUUAAUCGAGAGGAACGAAAGAGUUACGAUAUCCCGAUCGCUAUCACGGAUAGCGGUACACCACCGAUGACGGGAACAUCGACUUUAACCGUGAUAAUAGGGGAUGAGAACGACAAUCCUAUGUCGGAAGGCUCGAGCUCGAUAUUCGUUUAUAAUUACAAGGGCGAGGCGCCGAAAACGGAGAUCGGCCGAGUGUACGUGAACGAUCCGGAUGACUGGGAUUUGCCUGAUAAACAUUUUGCCUGGGCCUCGACCCACGAGGGAUUUUACUUAAAUCAAGACACCGGGAUGAUCACGCUUCUCCCGGGUAUCUCGAACGACACGUUCGUUCUCAAGUUCAUAGUGACCGAGCACAGCACGUAUAUUCCACGGCAUCAAGUGAACGCGUACGUGAACGUCACCGUGAAAGAAUUGCCCGAAGAAGCGGUGGAGAGAUCGGGCUCCGUGCGUUUCUUUGGGAUGACCGCCCAUGAUUUUGUCGCGCCCGACGAAGAAAGCGGUGUCAGUAAAAAGGAAAUAUUUCAAGAAAGAAUCGCCGACAUGCUUAACACUUCGGUGGAGAACGUGGAUGUAUUCACGGUGCUUCACUCGCCGCAUCACAAUAACGAGAGCUUGUUAGACGUGCGUUUCUCGGCACACGGAAGUCCCUAUUACGCUCCCGAGAAAUUGAACACGAUUUUGGCCCAACACGCGAAAGAAAUUGAGCGAGAACUAAAGACCGAUAUUCUUCUUGUGAACAUUGACGAGUGUCUGUUCGAGAAACAAUAUUGCAACAAUAGUUGUCGUAGCUAUCUGAAUGCCAGCACAGUUCCAUAUCCAGUUUAUACGAAUACGAGUACAUUCGUUGGUGUACGAGCGAUCGUAGAUCCACAGUGCACUUGUCACGUGUACGAACCGAUAGUUUGUCUGAAUGGAGGCACACCAUUGGCUGACCGAUGCGAGUGCCCUCCUGGUCUCGAAGGACCAAGAUGCGAGCUUCUCGGCAUUGGAUUUCACGGAGAUGGCUGGGUCAUAAUGCCGCCGCCUGGUCAAGCUUGCGACGACUCUCACCUGGGUCUUGAGAUAACGCCUCAUAUGGACAACGGUCUUGUGUUUUAUUUUGGUCCUAUGACGUAUAGCCCGAAGAUGAAAAUUCAAGACUUUAUGGCUUUGGAACUACAACAAGGAUAUGCUGUUCUUUACAUGGAUUAUGGAACUGGCACUGUGCGACUCGAUCAACGGCAUAUCAAACUCACCGAUGGCAAAAGCCACAAGAUAGAUAUUUAUUUUACGAAGAAUGCGAUUGAGAUGAAAGUAGACAAUUGCGGAAUUUCAGCUUGCAUUAGUUUAACCCCACCGCAAGGACCAAACGAGCUCUUGAAUGUAAAUAGUCCAAUGCAAGUCGGUGGAACUUUAACUAAUUUUGCACAACUAUCCUCGCAAUUAGGAUGGGAUUUUAAACCUACUAAUAAGGGAUUCGUUGGAUGUAUACGCAACAUGACUUUCAAUGGAAAUACGUAUAACUUAGGAAUGCCAUCGUUAUCUAGAAAUGCGGAUCCUGGUUGCGAUCACGGAAUGGCAAAAGCCGUUUCCUUCGGAAUCGACACCAAUUUUCUUGUCGCAAUUUUAGUUUGCAUCGCGAUUUUGUUGAUAUUGUUGCUGGCAGUAGUGGUACACAGACGGAAAACUGAUGAUCUUUACAAGGAUAUGGACGACAUAAGAGAGAAUAUAAUCAAUUAUGAGGACGAAGGAGGCGGUGAGGUAGACACAGGUUACGAUUUAAACGUUCUUCGAACGAUUUACGAUGCUCCGCCUAUCGAUUCAAAAAUACCACCGGUUGGCAUGAAAACGAGAGGGUCUGACGAAGUACCAGACAUUUGCGGUUUCCUAGAUGGCAAGAAAGAAAGCUGUGACAAGGAUCCCGAUACAAAUCCAUUCGACGAUGUCAGGCAUUAUGCUUAUGAAGGCGAAGGCAAUUCAGAGGGUUCCUUGUCGUCUUUGGCUUCUUGUAUGUACAUAAAUAUAAUAUAUCAUGUUAUGAUCAUCGAUAAUCAUUCUUUUGCGAUGUUUCUUCUUGCAGGCACUGACGAUGGAGAUCUCAAGUUCAAUUAUUUAUCGAAUUUUGGACCGAGAUUCCGAAAAUUAGCCGACAUGUAUGGAGAAGAACCUAGCGACGAGGAGAGUGACGGUGUCGGAGAACGAGAAAGCGAGAGCUGGUGUUGAGACUUACAUCGAACAUUAACUCGAACCGUUCAUAUCAAUAUCGAUUCAGUUAGUUUCAGCUCUCUGAUGAAGUUAUAUUACUUCGUCAUUUCGUGUACUUAAUUCGGAUUCGAGAAUACCUGAUGUUCUCUGCUCCCGAUACAAGAACACAGUGCUGAUUCGUGACAACGAUGGUCACAUAUUAUUUAAACAUAAUCGAAUCAUCGUAUCUUUUUCCUUUAUUUUGUUUUUUUUUAUUUGUUAAAUUUUUCUUCUAUUUUUCUCUUUUAUUGGAGCAGAUCGCUCUCGACUUACAACAUGUAGAAAACAAAAUUUGCUCGGUGUUUUUGAAGACUUAUUGAACGAUAACUUGCAACACUGUGAGAGAUAAUGAAUAUGAUUUUAGAUACACACCGAGUUGCAACGAGAGCUUAAGAAAAUAGGAAAUAAAGAUGAUGAUAUUCUUUCUUAUUGGCACGAAAAGAAAGAAAGAAAAAAUAAUGGCAAUGAAAAUCAAUGCAUCAGUGAGGAUGACUAUCGCGAAUAUUUAUUCGCGUUGGACGAUGGACACGCGCAAUUUGUUCAUUGCAACUGUUAUUCCGUGCGUGCAUUCCACUAGUAACGAAUGAAUUUUCAGUGUAAAACAAUCGCGAAGAUCUCUUUUUUCAGAGAACGAAAAUGCAUAAGAACUUGUAAUUUCUUUAAGCAAUCAUUCAAGUUACGAGGUCUGGACUUAUUUUUUUAUACAUAUGUAAUAGGAACGAAUAAAUAUAUAUAUAUAUAUAUGUAUGUAUGUGCGCGCGUAUAUGUAUGUGUGUAUGUAUGUAUGUAUGAAUGCAUAUUUACCUUGUUCCAUGUACCAUGUUCAUGAGAAUAUUGUGAACAGAAGUACGUAAAGUAUCGACGAAAAAUGAAACGAAUGAAAUGUAACGAUACUUGAAAGAAAAAACGAAGAAAAAGACGAAACAAAGAUAGCGAGAGUGAUGUCGCUCUGCUAUAUGUAUAUUUAACUUAUAGACUAUUUUAUUAACCGGUUAAUUAACGUGCGCGCGAGUGCGAUGAGAAAUCGUAUAUGCGAAACUUUAUAUGCGAAUACACGUAUAAAUAAAUAUCGAAUAUAUGCUGUGUGCGUGUACAUAAGCCAACUUAAUUGGUAUAGAAUGACGUGUGCGUGCGAUAUAUGUUCUAAAACAUGAAUGUUCGAGACAUAAAAUCGAAAAAAUCAGCAAGAAGAGAGCCGAGUGCCAUAUCGUGCAUCCAAUGACCAAGAUUUAUCCACCGAAUAAUCGUACUCGAAUACAUGGUCGCAACGUUACCGGCGGCAAACGGUUCACAAAGCAAAAAUUGUUUGUCAUUCUCUUCUUUUCGAUUGUUGACAAAUGCGUAUUUGAUUGUCAAAUCUCUCGUCAUUUAUUUCGUUUCAUUCGCGAAAAUAACUUUUCAUGCGUGCGCGCGCUUACGAAUAUUUCUAUGUAUAUAUAUAUAUAAAAAUAUAUAUAUAUAUAUGUAUAUAUAUAUAUGUAUAUAUAUAUCCGUGUACCUAUGUAGGCGUUCGCGCACGUACGUACACGUAUAUAUGUGAUAAUAAUUUGUAAGCUUUUUUUACGAUAAAUCAACCGCGAUGUAUAUGUAUAAUAAUAAUGAUAAUAGUAACAACAACAACAAUAAUUAAAAAAGAUACACAAAUCGUAUCGAUAGUGGAACUGGAAUAAGUGUGCAUGUGUCUUGGAUUUGCGCUUCCCGAGUCGGUCUCAGUGCAACCUUGAAAAAUUUUACGUGUAAUUUAUACGAUAAGGUAGAAUGCAGCUUAUAUAAAAGUGUGUGAUCUCAAGGAUCCGUAAGGAUAAAUUCUUACGUAUCAUAUCAUGAAUGGAUGCUACUUAGAGGAUUUUUUGCCAUCGAACAAUUAUAAUUAUAAUUCGGAAAGAAACAUUUUAUCGGAAUAUUAAAAUAUGCAUCAAUGAAUAUGGACUAUGUUGAACAGGAAAGACGGGCGCGGUUUUUUUUAACGAUACACUCCAUCUCAGUACAAAGAACGCCUCCGUCGACGAGCGGUAAAUAAGAAAUGCGAUUUAUCGACGCAAUGUUAUCGAAUUAAAUGGCGAAAUUUAGUUCGAUUUCAUAUGAAACUUAUUUAUCGUAUGUAUCGCCGAUACCAAGAGCGGACUUAUUCGCGAUAUAUUACGUUAUUAUACUCGAACACUGCCCUUAUGUACAAUUAAAGAAAAAAGAGGGAAAAGAAAAGUAAAAUACGAUUUUGUUCCGCAACUGACACAAGGAUUAUGAAUAGGUAGGCCAGAGAUAAACGCAUAUACAGGCUUAUUAUAAAUUAUAAGUAAGAUUCGCGAGACCAAAACGGUUCUUCGCGCGACCUAUUUGACAUGUGAUAGUUGAUCGCAAAAUAUACACGCAGCACAUCUUCUUUACUCGCAAAAUCCAUCUAUCGUCGUCGGAGAUACAUGUAACUUCGUGUUCUUCUUUCUUUUGUAGCAAUAAUAAAAGACGAUGACAUUGAAAGAAAA